CCGUCUGCCGUCCGCAAACAGUCCGGCACCUAUACAUCUGGUCCUCAGCAGCAGCACAACACAUCGAGUUGUCAUUGCAAUCACGUAAAUAAUGGCCAAUCUCAGGCAAACGCCGUUAACUUGCAGCGGGCACACGCGUCCAGUCGUGCAUUUACACUUUUCAGAUAUCACCGAGACUGGCUAUUACGUUAUAUCCGCUUGCAAAGAUGGAAAACCAAUGCUACGUCAAGGUGAUACAGGAGAUUGGAUUGGAACAUUCGAAGGGCAUAAAGGAGCAGUAUGGGGUGUUGCGUUGAAUCCAGAAGCAACAAGAGCAGCCACAGGCGCUGCUGAUUUUAAUGCAAAAGUUUGGGAUGCCUUGUCAGGAGAAGAAAUACAUUCCUUUCAACAUAAGCAUAUAGUGAAAGCUGUUGACUUUAGCAGAGAUUCUGUUUACUUGUCUACAGGCUCUAAUGAGAAACUUGUCAGAAUCUUUGACCUAAAUAAGCCCGAAGCAGAAGCACAGACGUUUUCUGGCCACACUAGUGGUGUUCGUCACAUAAAAUUUUUUGACAACGAUUCGCUGCUUUUGACUUGCGCAGAUGAUAAAACUUUGAGAGUUUGGGAUAGGCAUAAUGCUGAAGAGAUAAGAAAAAUUGAAUUUCCUUCCAUACCAAGGUCCAUGGAAUUGUCACAAGAUGGAAAAAUUAUUACAACUACUCAUUCAAACAUUGUUACCUUUUGGGAUAGUAAAGAGUUAACUAAAUUGAAAGAAUUUACAGUACCUACGCAAGUUAACAGUGCUAGUCUUCAUCCAGCACAUGACAUUUUUGUUUGUGGAGGAGAAGAUUUGAAAGUAUAUAAAUUUGAUUACAGCAGCGGAAAUGAAAUAGAAUCUUUCAAAGGACACUUUGGACCAAUUCAUUGUAUACGUUUCUCUCCUGAUGGUGAGCUUUACGCAAGUGGCUCAGAAGAUGGUACUCUGAGACUGUGGCAAACAACUGUUGGUAAAACUUAUGGACUCUGGAGAUGCAUUGAACAAGCAUCCACGACACAGGAAAAUUCUAGUUUAACAAAUAACAAACAAGAAGUCACGGCCAACUAAAACAAAUAAUUGUCAUUUUGUUAAAAUUCUGGAACCUUUAACACAUUUAAGGUUAUUUCUUCGACUUCCAAUGAAUCAUGAAAUUGUCAUUGAUAAUAGACUGAAAUUGAAAAUUUUCGAAAUCAUUGAAGUUUUCGAGUUGUGAUCGAUGUCUUCACUUGAAAAAUGGUGUAUAUAAUUAAUUGAUGAAACAUAUCUUUCGUUUUUCUUAGACUAUUCAGGGACAGUAAUUGUGAAUAUUAUCUAAUGAUUACUUUAAUACAAUAAAAGACAAGGUGUAAAAAAUAAAAAUUAUAAUUUAUUAACGUUAGACAAGUUAUAAUGUUAUUCCAUACAAAAAAUGUAAUAAGACUAAAUUAAAAACGGAAAAACUGAAAUAAAAGAAAGUUUACAAUAA
Trichogramma pretiosum is the source of this 1481-nucleotide messenger RNA. It is a transcript of the gene wmd, whose product is annotated as serine-threonine kinase receptor-associated protein. The transcript has 5 exons. The coding region runs from base 92 to 1084 and encodes 330 amino acids. Gene Ontology annotation, cellular component: SMN complex. Gene Ontology annotation, biological process: spliceosomal snRNP assembly. NCBI's taxonomy places the organism in Eukaryota, Metazoa, Arthropoda, Insecta, Hymenoptera, Trichogrammatidae. The record is from RefSeq and is a predicted model, not a curated record. Gene Ontology annotation, molecular function: RNA binding; protein binding.